UGAUAGAAUCAUCUAUCGUAGAAAGUGACCAAGCAAGCAAGGAGGACGAGGGUUAUUCGGACUCGACGGUCAACCUUGUCCUGGGAACCAUCUUUUGCCUUUGUAUUAUCAUGAUCAUACUUCUUCUCUUAUUUGCCGGCGUCGCUCUCCAAACCGAAGAUCACACGACUGAAAAAGGAGACGAAGAUGCCAUGUACCUUCCCACCGCAGCCAGUGCACGCACAACUGCUACAACAGCAGAGUCUUCUAGCACCGGCACAAGGACAACAAAGAAAUCCAGGUCACCCCUUACGACACCGCGUCCCACCUCCACUGUAACCCGUACCAUGACGAUCUCGACUCGAACCACGACAAGACGGACUCAGAGAACCACCCCAUUGCCAAGAACAACUACCACACCCAGAAGAACGACAACUACGAGACGUACAACCUCCAGAAGAACGACUACGAGUACACGUAGAACAACUACGCCAAGGAGGACGACUGCCACUACAACGACUACGAGGAGGCCGACCACUACUAGACAAACAAUACGAACGACACCGACCACAAGAAGUACUAGCACAACCAGAAGAACGACAACUACGAGACGUACAACCCCCAGAAGAACGACUACGAGUACACGUAGACCAACUACGCCAAGGAGGACGACUACCACUACGACUACGAGGAGGCCAACCACUACUAGACAAACAAUACGAACGACACCGACCACAAGACGAACUAGCACAACCACUACGACGACAACCACUACGACGACAACCACUACGACGACAACCACUACAACGACAACCACUACAACAACGACGACCACACCGAGGCCCACAACGACGACUCCGUCCACCACCACGGACAUGUGUAACUUCACGCUGAUCUGCUCAUACGACUACCUCAGGCGACCACCAAUGAAACCGGUGUUAUGCACAGACUACGUGCACCUUCGCAUGCACACCCCUAAUCAGAGGGAUUAUCCGCAAAACUUUGUCUUCGAGGACAAUCCAUUGUAUACCAUGUUUGAAGACGAAAAUAAUGUCACUACAUUAAAUCAACGAACGGCAGAAGAAAUGCACGAUAUUGAAGAGUCCACCCAUUACGUGGGACUAUGGGGGCAGUAUGUAUACAGAAUAAUUUUUAAUCACGCCAACUGGUGGUGGUACGCCCACGCAAUGAGAAAAUAUCUCAACAAGACCGACAUCGUCCAGUGGUAUGACGGUUUUGCCAUCCUCAACAAUUACCUGAGGGAUGAAUUGGCAGAUGAGAUCUACGGCAGGUUUAACCUAAAUACAAAGUCAUUCAAAACCGAGAUUACGAACGGGCGCCUUGAUGCUAUUCUGCCGAAAAACUUCACCUACAUGCACAGCGUCGCCGUUUGGCCUUGGAGGAACCCUCCCCAUCGUGUUCGAGCCGUCCUCGGGUGA
This is a messenger RNA of Ixodes scapularis (black-legged tick), 1418 nucleotides long. Its product is annotated as cell wall protein DAN4-like. Bases 111 to 1418 code for a protein of 435 amino acids. The record is from RefSeq and is a predicted model, not a curated record. NCBI's taxonomy places the organism in Eukaryota, Metazoa, Arthropoda, Arachnida, Ixodida, Ixodidae. The transcript has 9 exons.